Molecule: messenger RNA, 5391 nt
Organism: Gavialis gangeticus (Gharial)
Lineage: Eukaryota; Metazoa; Chordata; Crocodylia; Gavialidae
Gene: SORCS2
Product: sortilin related VPS10 domain containing receptor 2
Exons: 27
Coding region: 1325-4381 (1018 amino acids)
Cellular component (GO): membrane
Molecular function (GO): protein binding
Source: RefSeq, a predicted model, not a curated record
UAUAUUUUAGUGAAUUAAGGCCUGAUUCUGAUUUUUCUUAUAUUACUGUAAAUGCUUAAGUAACUCUAUUGUAUUUAAUAGGUUCCACCAUAAAGAGUGAGGGUGGGGCUAUAUUUGAGUUUGCAAAAUGCUAUGUAUGUUUAAAGGCAAAUAAAUGAAAUUACCUUGAAUUCUAGAGUCUCUGUGCUCUCCAAGGGGCAGCCACCUAAGCCCUGAAUUGUUGCAUCAGUACAGUACUAGUACAUUAAUUAUCUGGAUAAUCAAAGCAAAUAGCUAAAACUGCUGUUUGCUGAAGAUUUCAUCUGGUGGUCAAGAACAAAGCUAGGUCUGGCUGAAUAAAAGCAUGCUUCAGACUGUUGGAGGCGACUGAUCUUGACCCUGUGUUAACCAAGUUAACAGCUGUGCAAGAAACCAGAGGUUCUUCCAAUUUUACCUCUCCAGGGUUGCCAUGGUAACUGUGGUGUAAGAAGAACUAAUAUGGACUGGCAGCAAGUGAAAGGAAAUUUGAUUUAAGUGAGCUAAAUUUAAAAUGUAGCAGCCAGCACAGUACAGUAGUUAUGGACUAAUGUUUUAUACUGUUUGGCCAAUGAGUUUGUCUUAAUUUGCUCUUGCUCUACAAACACUGAGUUAAUGGAACAUGUUUCUUACUUGAUGUUUUUUCCCACUAGCCUGGAGUGUUUUUGUCCAUGGGAUUUAGUUUAUAUAUGAAAAUAUUUUUCAUUGUUUUGGCAAUGUGGAUUAGUAACAUAUACAGUAUAUUACUGCCUGUUGGAAAACAGCCACCACUUCAAGGAAAGUAACGUGACAUGUUUCAGUGCUGUGUUUAUGGUCUUGGAGAGAAGACCACAGUGCCUAAUUCUGGCUGAGAUCCAAUGUCAUUGCUUAGCACUCUGGAUAAGAUAAAUUCAUGUCCAUGGAAGCUGAAGAUGGCUGCAUUGUAAAUUACGACUGGGGAGUAACUUGGCUCUUCCUGCUGUGAAAGUCAUUCAUAGACUGAUUAGAUGCUGCCAUUUGGGAGUUAAGGUGAAUUUAUGUGAUAAUACUUUCCCCCUCCCAAGUAAAAUAGGCAAGUCUUUACAAAGUGGAAAUAUUUAUAGAAAAUGUUAUAACUGCCCUAUGCUCCCAAAAAUGGAGAAACUAAGUUGGAAGGAAACAGUAUGUUUCUGGAGGUAUUUAAGAAAUGAGUCUUUGUGUACAGGGAUCGGGAUGGCCUGAAAAUGCUCUGUUUUUAUCACUUUUUAAAAUUUGAGUGUAUAUAUCUUACGUGUAUUUUCAUUCUCUUCUGUAGGUGAUUCUCAUCCUUACCAAGUAUUACCAUACUGACAUGGGGAAAGUGUUGGAGAGCUCUUUGUGGAGGUCAUCAGAUUUUGGGACAUUAUAUACAAAGCUGAAUUUGCAGCCUGGGAUUGCCACAGUCAUUGACAAUUUCUAUAUCUGUCCCACCAACAAAAAAAAGAUAAUCCUUGUAAGUUCAUCGCAUAAUGACCGGGACCAGAGCCUAUUCAUAAGCAUGGAUGAAGGAGCCACAUUUCAAAAACAGCCUAUUACUUUCUUUGUGGAAACCCUGCUUUUUCACCCAAAAGAAGAAGACAAGGUGCUUGCUUACACCAAGGAAGGCAAGCUCUAUGUAUCUACUGACUUGGGGAAAAAAUGGACCCUUCUACAGGAACGAGUGUCAAAAGACCACAUCUUUUGGGCUGUUGCUGGAGUUGAUGGAGAUCCUGAUUUGGUUCAUAUGGAAAUUCAGGACCCCAGUGGAGGUUAUUGUUACAUCACCUGUCAAAUUCAGAAUUGUUCUGAUAAAACAAUGACAGUCUUGUUUACUGGCAGCAUUGACCAGGAUUCCCUGACUGUGCAGGAUGACUACAUAUUCCUUCAGACAACAUCAGCCAAUCGGACAAAAUAUUACGUUUCUUACCGUCGUAAUAGCUUUGUACAGAUGAAACUGCCAAAAUAUGCAUUGCCAAAGGAUUUACAGAUUAUCAGUACUGAUGAGAACCAAGUGUUUGUGGCUGUUCAGGAAUGGUACCAGACAGACACCUAUAACUUAUACCAGUCUGAUCCACAGGGUGUGUACUACUCUAUUUUACUAGAGAAUGUCAGGAGCACUAAACAGCCAGAAGAGAAUGUCCUGAUAGAUAUUUUGGAGGUCAGAGGUGUUAAAGGAGUGUUUUUGGCUAAUCAGAAAAUUGAUGGAAAAGUGACAACUCUGAUAACCUAUAACAAAGGCCGUGACUGGGACUAUCUGAAACCUCCAAUCACUGAUAUGAAUGGUAAACCAACCAACUGCAAACCUCCUGACUGCCAUCUUCACCUCCAUCUCCGCUGGGCAGACAAUCCAUAUGUGUCAGGAACAGUCCAUACCAAGGAUACUGCACCAGGGCUCAUAAUGGGCGCAGGUAAUCUGGGUUCCCAGCUGGUUGAGUAUAAAGAAGAAAUGUACAUAACAUCUGAUUGCGGGAAUACCUGGCGCCAGGUUUUUGAAGAAGAACAUCAUAUCUUGUAUCUGGACCAUGGUGGAGUUAUUGUGGCCAUCAAAGACACUUCUAUCCCUCUGAAAAUACUCAAAUUCAGCAUUGAUGAGGGCCAGACAUGGAGUACACAUAAUUUUACCAGCACUUCAGUUUUUGUAGAUGGACUACUCAGUGAACCUGGAGAUGAGACAUUAGUCAUGACAGUUUUUGGACACAUCAGUUAUCGUUCUGAUUGGGAACUGGUGAAAGUAGACUUCAGACCAUCUUUCCCAAGGCAGUGCACUGAAGAUGACUAUGAAUCUUGGGACCUCACAAAUCUUCAGGGGGACCGUUGCAUCAUGGGUCAACGAAGAAGCUUUCGGAAGAGGAAAAUUUCAUCAUGGUGCAUUAAAGGAAGAAGUUUCACGUCAGCUCUCACAUCCAAAGUUUGCGAGUGUGUGAACUCUGACUUCUUAUGUGAUUAUGGAUUUGAGCGUUCAGCACCUGUGAAGUCAGAAUCCAGCAAGUGCUUUGCUGACUUUUGGUUUAAUCCAGAAUCCCCUCCUGAAGACUGCGUAUUAGGACAGGCAUACACAAGCAGCACUGGGUAUAGGAAAGUGGUGUCUAAUGUGUGUGAAGGUGGGGUUGAUUUGCAACAGAAUUUAGCCCAGCAUAUGUGUCCACUGAUUGCUCCCAAAGGGUUACAGAUCAGCAUCAAAGGAGAAAGCCUGGCUGUUAAGCCUGGAGAAGACAUCACCUUCAUUGUCAGACAAGAGCAGGGAGAUGUUCUAAAUACUAAGUACCAGGUGGAUCUUGGAGAUGGAUUUAAGGCAAUAUAUGUGAAUCUCACUAUGACCGGUGAACCUAUCCGCCAUCGUUAUGAGAACCCUGGGAUAUACCGUGUCUCAGUCAAGGCUGAGAAUGUGGCUGGGCAUGAUGAGGCUGUGGUGUUUGUUCAAGUGAACUCUCUGCUGCAGGCUUUACAUCUAGAAGUGGUUCCAGUCAUUGGGAGAAACCAGGAGGUGAAUCUGACAGCUAUCAUAUUGCCCAAGAACCCUAAUUUGACAGUCUUCUACUGGUGGAUAGGAAACAAUCUUCAGCCUUUUCUUACUUUGGAGAGUUUUUUAAUGACCAAAUUUGCUGAGACAGGUGAGGUUAGAGUUACAGUGCAAGCCUCCUGUGGGAACUCCAUGCUUCAAGAUUCAAAGGUUGUCCAAGUUUUUGAUCAUUUUCAUAUUCUUUCUCUAAAGUUUACUAAACAUCUGGACAUGUACAACCCCAACAUACCGGAGUGGAGGGAAGACAUAGGUCGGGUAGUGACACGACUUCUUGCAAAGGAAACCAAUAUACCAGAAGAAAGUCUUGUAACUGUGGUGAAACCUGGCCUGCCCACAACUGCUGACUUGCAUGUGCUUCUACCAGCAAACCAACCAAAGCUGAAGAGAAGUGUAACUACUGACAAGAGAAUAGCUGCUCUAAAACAAGCCUUGAAUGCACACAACAUCAGUUUCUUCCUGAGAGGGGGAUAUUGGGUCUUAGUGACUUUAGAUGACUCCGAUUCAGAUUCUCAGAGGAUUGGAGGAGGUGGUGGAUACUGGGCUAUCAUAGUGCUCUUUGUCAUCUGUCUCGUUGUAGUUGGUGCUUUCAUCCUGUACAAAUUUAAAAGGAAACUGCCAGGCAGAAAUGUCUAUGCUCAAAUGCACAAUGAAAAGGAACAGGAGAUGACCAGCCCUGUUAAUCACAGUGAGGACACUCAGAACAUCAUCCAGGGUGAGGAGUUUAUUGAUGAUGAUAUGGACUCUCAAACACUAGGUAACGCAAGAGUGACUCCUUCUGGGAGAGGUGGCAACUUGAACAGCUACAGAGUUCCCUUAUUGCUGAUGCCGGUCAGUGUCCAGUCCCAGGCAAUCACUCAGGCGUGGUUUUGAGCAUUAACUCCAGAGAGAUGCACAGUUACCUGGUUAGCUGAUAUUUGCAGCUGAAUACAAAAAUCGAAAGACUCUUUUCUGUAUCUUUUUAUUUUUCCCCGGGGAAGUCACAGAAUUGGAAACAUGGCUGGAAACACUGGUGAAGAGAAGGAUCCUUAACAGUCCUGUGGAAGCAAGUGUCCAUCGUCUCUUACCACGGAGAAGGAUAAUGUGCGUCUUGUGUUCAUACAAUGGACUGGGAACUUAUUACAAUUCAAAUUCAAACUAAGGUAGCAGAUUUGUAGCCCUAGGUGCACUCUAUGCCAUAUUUUCUCUUUUCUGUUCUGGUUCUUUGUGUCCAUUUUUAGAAGGAUUGACCUUAACUCUUUUUAUUGAGGUAUUCAGUAGAAGAUGAGAAUUCUUCAGUCCUGAAGAGCUGACUUUAAAAUCCAGUGACUAGCACAAAGCAAAUGGCUGGCUGAAUGCUCCAUAUUUUUACUUGGUUAAAAAGCUGUGACUUCCUGGUCUGGUUCUGUACUCAGAGAAGAAUGAGCAAGGAGACAGAUAUUCUCCUAGCUCCUCCUCAGUCUUAUUUCCUAACUUCCAAAUGUGAGAGACAAUCGAAUGAGCUUCUGCUCACUGGUUGAGGCCCUGCUAUAGACUGAAGAGGUCAUGGCUUAGGACCUGUUGCUCUUGUAAAUGUAAUGAGCCUUGAUAAAUCCUCAGCCCCAUGACUAUCUCUUAUGGUCAUCACCAAGAGAAAGGAAAAAAGUGCCAGCUUGAUGCUACUUCCAGACCAGGUGCCUUCACUUCCAGACACUGGUUUAAGUUGCUCCUUCAUUGUCUCCUAACUGAGCACCUCCAAAAAUAGCAGUUGCAAGACCGGUUAUUAUAUAAUAAACAGUGCUGACUCCCCUUUUCCUGUUUUUAAAACCCCAGCCAGUGUAAAUACCUCUUUUAAGUAUCUCUUUUAUAUGUUUUUUUUUUUAACUUUCUAACUUUAGGACAGAGCCCCCAGGCGUAUAAGAAUU